UUUAGAGAGAUUUGCGAGUCAGCUCUCAACGUUCAGUCGAAGAGCCGAUUCAAAGAGUCGACUCAUUCCCAAACAACACAUCACCUGUUGUGAUCAGACAAACACACGACUCCUUCUUCCUAAAGUGAAAGAGUUUUUCUCUCAGCCUCAACUACAUUUUGUGGAGCGAUUGGAAAAGUCAAGAAAAUAGGGCAGAAACGGAGGUAUUAAUGUCACACAAGGACCGUUGACUAAAGGGGUGUGAUCCAUUCCAUCAGAAGAGAUCAGACUCUUCAGGACUCAGCUGUGUAUUUGUGUAAACUUUACUAAUUUAAUAUAAGGAUGGAGACUCCUGAUCUGGACACAGAUAAUGUUUCUACACCAUCAAACAACUGUAAACUCCAGAGAAAGAGAUCAGAAUCACCAACACACAGCUGUAUCUCCAUGAAGAGUGAUCGGUCUAUGGGGGUCCCUCUGGUGUUUAAAGAUGGAGACUCAUCACUUCUACACAGUGUUCUACAGAAGACAGGAAACAGAACAGAAACAAAGGUCACAGAUACAGGGCACAACAGAGAAACUGCUGCUUUAAAUGAAUUCCAGAAAAAGUUCAAAUUAAGUAUGAUGAAGAAGUUUCAGUGUUUGAAUGGAGUGAUAAUAAACCUGGGAACCCAAACACUCCUGAAUGAGAUCUACACAGAGCUCUACAUCACAGAGGGAGACAGUGAAGUCAAUAAUGAACAUGAGGUGAGACAGAUCGAGGCAGCAUCCAGGAGAACAACAACAGAGGAAACACCAAUCAAAUGCAAUGACAUCUUUAAGCCUUUAUCUGAACAAGACAAACCCAUCAGAACUGUGCUGACAAAGGGAGUCGCUGGCAUCGGAAAAACAGUCUCUGUGCAGAAGUUCAUUCUGGACUGGGCUGAAGGGAAAGUAAAUCAGGACGUCCACCUCAUAUUUCCACUUCCUUUCAGAGAGCUGAACUUGAUGAAGGACCAGAAACUGAGUCUGAUGGAGCUCCUUCAUGUCUUUUUUAAGGAAAUAAAAGAAACAGAAAUGUCCAGUUUGGAAAAGGUUCUGUUCAUUUUUGACGGAUUGGACGAGUGUCGUUUUCCUCUAGAUUUCCAGAACACAGUGAGAGUGUGUGAUGUAACUGAAUCAGCAUCAGUGCCUGUGCUGCUGAUAAACCUGAUCAAAGGGAAUCUGCUUCCCUCUGCUCUCAUCUGGAUCACCUCCAGACCUGCAGCAGCUGAUCAAAUCACCUCUGAGUGUGUGGAUCGAGUCACAGAGGUACGAGGGUUCAAUGACCCACAGAAGGAGGAGUACUUCAGGAAGAGGAUCAGUGAUCAGAGUCUGGCCAAUAACAUCAUCACACACCUGAAGUCAUUAAGAAGCCUCUACAUCAUGUGUCACAUCCCAGUCUUCUGCUGGAUUUCAGCCACUGUUCUAGAGAUAAUGUUUUGUGAAGCAAAGAGUAGAAAGAUCCCCAAGACUCUGACUCAAAUGUACACACACUUCCUCAUCAUUCAGACAAACAUCAUCAGAGAAAAAUACUCAAAGAAGCAGGAGAGUGAUGAAGAAAUGCUCCUUAAACUGGGACAACUGGCUUUUCAUCAGCUGAAGAAAGGGAACCUGAUCUUCUAUGAUGAAGACCUGAGAGAGUGUGGUAUUGAUGUGAGAGAAGCAGCAGUGUACUCAGGUGUGUGUACUCAGAUCUUCAGAGAGGAGUUUGGGCUUCACCACAGUAAAGUGUACUGCUUUGUUCAUCUGAGCAUUCAGGAGCAUCUCGCAGCUCUGUAUGUACACCUGACCUUCAUGAAGGAGAAGAGAAAUGUUCUUAAACAGAAUCAAGAUUCUAAACAUUGGAUGAAAAAAAAUACAAUCUCAGAUGUACACAAGAUUGCUAUAGAUCAGACUUUACACAGUCAGACUGGACAUCUGGAUCUUUUCCUUCGCUUUCUUCUGGGUCUCUCACUGAAGUCCAAUCAGAAACUUUUACAUGUUUUAGUAACAAAGACAGGAAGUAGCUCCCAGAGCAUAAAGGAAACUGUUCAGUACAUUAAGGAGAAGAUCAGUGAAGCUCUUCCUACAGAGAAAUCCAUCAAUCUGUUCCACUGUCUGAAUGAACUGGGUGAUUAUUCUCUAGUGAAGGAAAUCCAACACUACCUGAAAUCUGGAAAACAAAGUGAACUUUCUUCUUCACAGUGGUCUGCUCUGGUGUUUGUGUUACUGACAUCAGCACAGGAGCUGGAUGAGUUUGACCUGAGUAAAUAUACCAGUACAGAUAAGGUAACAGAAGAUGUUGUUGAUGAUGCCUACUUAGAUAUUCUGGAAACUACCAGAAGUCCUGAGUUAUUGGGUUGUGGUAUCUCAGUUGAAGACUGUGCUUCUCUGACUUCAGCUCUGAGUUCAAACCCCUCACACCUGAGAAACCUGGAUCUGACUGAGAAUAAUCUAGAAGACUCAGGAGUGAAGAGUCUCUCUGCUGUACUGGAGAAUCCUCACUGUAAACUGGAGAUACUGAGUAUCAGCUGUAAUUCACUUGGAGUAAAAAGUUGGUCAUCUCUAGUCUCAGCGCUCAGAUCAGAAACCUCCAAUCUGAGAGAACUUCAUCUGACUGUGACAACACUGGAUCUGUCUGGGAAUAAACUAGGAGACUCAGGAGUGAAGAUUCUCUCUGCUGGACUGGAGAAUCCUCACUGUAAAGUGGAGACACUGAAGUUGUGUAAGUGUGGUAUCUCAGAUGAAGACUGGGCUGUUCUGACUUCAGCUCUGAGAUCAAACCCCUCACACCUGAGAGAACUGAAUCUGUCCUGGAAUAAAUUAGGAGACUCAGGAGUGAAGAUUCUCUCUGCUGUACUGGAGAAUCCUCACUGUAAACUGGAGACACUUUGGUUGCGUGAUUGUGGUGUCUCAGAUGAAGGCUGUGCUGCUCUGACUUCAGCUCUGAGAUCAAACCCCUCACACCCGAGACACCUGGAACUGUCCCAUAAUAAUCUAGGAGACUCAGGAGUGAAGAGUCUCUCUGCUGUACUGGAGAAUCCUCACUGUAAACUGGAGACACUGGGGUAAGAUCAUAUAUUAAAACAUUAAUAAUAAAUCAUG
Messenger RNA from Tachysurus fulvidraco (yellow catfish), 3081 nucleotides. Its product is annotated as NLR family CARD domain-containing protein 3-like. The record is from RefSeq and is a predicted model, not a curated record. Bases 322 to 3048 code for a protein of 908 amino acids. Gene Ontology annotation, molecular function: protein binding. The transcript is spliced from 10 exons. Lineage: Eukaryota; Metazoa; Chordata; Actinopteri; Siluriformes; Bagridae.